Capsicum annuum is the source of this 1500-nucleotide messenger RNA. RefSeq names its product protein ZINC INDUCED FACILITATOR-LIKE 1. The record is from RefSeq and is a predicted model, not a curated record. Gene Ontology annotation, biological process: transmembrane transport; regulation of stomatal closure. Gene Ontology annotation, molecular function: solute:potassium antiporter activity. Lineage: Eukaryota; Viridiplantae; Streptophyta; Magnoliopsida; Solanales; Solanaceae. Gene Ontology annotation, cellular component: plant-type vacuole membrane; plasma membrane.
CACUUCCAAUAUCAUCUCUCUUUCCAUUUCUUUAUUUCAUGAUAAGGGACUUUAACAUUGCAAAGAGAGAAGAAGAUAUUGGUUCCUAUGCAGGUUAUGUAGGUUCUGCAUUUAUGUUUGGAAGAGCUUUAACAUCUGCGUUCUGGGGCAUCGUGGCUGAUCGAUACGGACGAAAACCAGUUAUAAUUUUCGGCACUUUUUCAGUGAUUGUUUUCAAUACUCUUUUUGGUCUUAGUAUCAACUUUUGGAUGGCUGUCAUAACAAGAUUUCUUCUCGGUAGUUUAAAUGGUUUGCUUGGACCAAUAAAGGCAUAUGCUGCUGAAACUUUUCGUGAAGAAUAUCAGGCACUAGGAAUGUCAACGAUUAGUACUGCAUGGGGCAUUGGAUUGAUUAUUGGCCCAGCCUUAGGAGGCUUCUUUGCUCAGCCUGCAGAGAAAUAUCCAGCCGUAUUCUCAAAAGAUUCUAUAUUUGGAAGGUUUCCUUACUUCCUGCCUUGCCUAUGCAUAUCACUGUUUGCCUUGGUCGUGGGUAUUGGUUCAUUUUGGCUGCCGGAAACAUUACAUAACCAUGAUUCAGAAAUGCCGCCUCAAGAUUCUUGCAAGGCUUUGGAGUCUGCAUCAGAUACAAAAGAAGAAAAUGAAUCAACCUCAAAAGAAAACCUUUUUAAGAACUGGCCAUUGAUGUCAUCUAUCAUAGCAUACUGUGUCUUCGCUCUUCAUGAUAUGGCUUACUCAGAGAUUUUCUCAUUAUGGGCUGUGAGCCCCAGAAAAUUUGGGGGCUUAAGUUAUUCUACUGCUGAUGUUGGUGAAGUACUAUCGAUCUCAGGAUUUGGCCUUCUAGUCUUUCAACUUACUUUGUAUUCAACGGUCGCAAAGUAUGUUGGCCCUGUCAUGAUUGCACGGGUUGGAGGAGUUUUGUCAAUUCUCUUGUUGACGAGUUACCCUUAUUUCACUAAGCUGUCUGGGAUCACCCUUUCCUUGGUGGUGAAUUUCGCAUCCAUGAUGAAGAAUGUUUUGUCUAUUUCUAUCGUAACGGGGCUGUUCAUAUUACAAAAUAAAGCAGUGGACCAGCGGCAAAGGGGAGCUGCUAAUGGAAUUGCCAUGACAGGAAUGUCAUUUUUCAAAGCUCUUGGCCCAGCUGCUGGGGGAGCAGUCUUUUCUUGGGCACAAAAAAGGCUUGAUGCUCCCAUUCUUCCGGGAAAUCAAGUGGUAUUCUUUAUGCUGAAUGUGAUCGAGGCAAUUGGUGUGUUGCUGACACUCAAACCAUUUCUAGUUGAAACACUGAAUACUUAACUAGAGUGGAGCUUAUGUAUUUUUUAUUAUGAUUAUUAUAUUUUCUGGUAUCCUAUUUUUCGCAUUACAACAAUUAGGAAUUGAACUCUCACACCUACCUGUGUGUGCCUCGGGACUUGAAAAACCCUCUUUAAGUAAGUGGGUAAACAAGUCAAAUUAAUGAUUUUUGCUCAUUCUAAAUCAAUUCAAUUUUAGUGAAAUUCAUCUA